This is a messenger RNA of Lentinula edodes (shiitake mushroom), 999 nucleotides long. RefSeq names its product WD repeat-containing protein 61. Gene Ontology annotation, molecular function: protein binding. Gene Ontology annotation, cellular component: Cdc73/Paf1 complex. The record is from RefSeq and is a predicted model, not a curated record. Bases 1 to 999 code for a protein of 332 amino acids. The transcript is spliced from 7 exons. NCBI's taxonomy places the organism in Eukaryota, Fungi, Basidiomycota, Agaricomycetes, Agaricales, Omphalotaceae.
AUGAGCCUCGCGUUCUUGCAUGCUCACGACUGUUCCGAAGCGCAUACCGAUGCCGUCUGGGGCGUUUCUUGGACGAAAAAUGACAAUGUAGUAUCCAUAUCAGCCGAUGGAUCUAUCAAACAGUGGGCUUCAUCUUCAGGAGAGCCAUAUCGACCUCCAAAUUCAUCAACAGAUUAUCAAGUUCCUUCUCCUCAUACUCUCGGCUUGGUAUCGCUCUCAGUAUCCCCAGAUGGCCGUCGCGCGUUGUACAACAGUCUAGAAGGUCUGACGUCUAUGUGGAAUCUCGAAACUGGGAAGAGGGAAGGUACUUUUGAGAGCUUCAUGAGGGAAGAAGGGGCGGGAAAUGCAGAGGCUGCUUGGUCUGUCUCUCUAAGUCCUUCCGGAUCGACUUAUGCAUCUGCAGGAGGACAUGGCAAUAUCACUAUACGUUCUGCGGAACCCGAAAAUUUUGGCAAAAAAGUCUCGACUGUCUUUUCAGGAAGGAAUAAGUUUGGAAUGUGCUGUUCAUAUAGCCCGGACGGAAAACGCGUCGCACUGUCCUCGGAGAUUGGACAUGUGUUCAUCCUCGACGUCGAAUCGAAUACCUUCGCAAACACAUAUACCUCUCACGCAAUGUCUGUGCGCUCUGUAGCCUGGUCUCCCGAUGGCAACCUUCUCCUGAGCGCAUCCGAAGACAAACGUCUAAUAUUGUAUGAUGUCCGUGUAUCAUCAGGAAACAGUGGAGGAGCUGUCGCAACUUUCAGCGGACAUUCUUCUUGGGUACUAUGCGCAGAUAUCUCUCCGGAUAGUCGGUUCGGCCUGUCUGGAUCUGCCGAUAAAUCGAUCAAAGUGUGGGAUAUUGCUGCUCGUGCAGCAGUGUCAACAGUGCAAGACACCGGUGAAGUUUGGUCAGUAUCAUGGCGCCCACGAGCUCCCGCCGUCGGCUCGGUAGGUGCCUUUGUAUCCGGUGGUGAGGAUGGGGUGGUCAAAUGGUGGAGAGGUGCUGGUGCUGGUGUUUAG